AUAGGAUAAUGGAAAACAAGAUCCGAAAUUAUGGAGAUGAAGCAGUUCCGUAUCACCGGCUUCGUGACGGUACCGGAGUUUGUAAUGAAAUCGUCGGCACUGGCGAUGACUCGAGGUUGAAUGAGCUCGGCUACAAGCAAGAACUACACCGCGGCCUCUCGUUACUCGCCAACUUUUCGGUGACUUUCUCCAUAAUAUCGGUGAUCACGGGAAUAACCACAUUGUUCAGCACCGGGCUUACGUUCGGUGGGCCCAUUAGUAUGGUAUAUGGAUGGCCAAUAGCAGGCCUAUUCUCGCUGUUGGUGGGCCUAUCAAUGUCUGAGAUCUGCUCUGCUUACCCUACAGCUGCUGGCCUUUACUUUUGGAGUGCAAGGCUUUGCGGCAGUGAAUGGGGUCCAUUUGCUUCUUGGCUCACAGGAUGGGACAGAUGCGGCUGAGACUAGACUACAGAUUAGGGCAUGUUUAUAUUAUAAAUGUUGAGGGUGAGACUCGAACGGUGAUGUACCAAGGAUGGCUCUACCCCUGCUCUUGUUUGUUAUAGGUGUUACAGUCCCCCAUCUACGAAAUUUGAACCAUUUA
Messenger RNA from Cynara cardunculus var. scolymus (artichoke), 579 nucleotides. RefSeq names its product amino-acid permease BAT1 homolog. The record is from RefSeq and is a predicted model, not a curated record. NCBI's taxonomy places the organism in Eukaryota, Viridiplantae, Streptophyta, Magnoliopsida, Asterales, Asteraceae. Gene Ontology annotation, biological process: gamma-aminobutyric acid transport; transmembrane transport. Gene Ontology annotation, molecular function: gamma-aminobutyric acid transmembrane transporter activity; L-lysine transmembrane transporter activity; L-alanine transmembrane transporter activity. Gene Ontology annotation, cellular component: membrane. The transcript has 3 exons. The coding region runs from base 9 to 437 and encodes 142 amino acids.